AUUACAACGGUCUGCUCGAUUUGCCUGAAGCUAAGAAAGGAAAGCAAAUCUCUGUGCUACUCCACAAAAUCCGAGAGCACACUCAAGCUCUAGAGGCAGUAGGCCAUCCUCCCUCCGCCUACGACGGAAUUUUAGUGGCUUCCGUUAUGAGGAAACUCUCUGACAACUUGGCCAGUCGAUUCGAAGACUAUCGCCGAGAUACACGCGAUCCUAACGUGACUAUUUCGAGCAUCCACACUGAAUAUCCCAAGGUGCAGGAACUCCUAGACUUCCUCGAAAGAGAGUCCGUAGCCUUCGAAGAACGGCCUUCCGCCCGAGCCUCAAAGACGGAAACCAAGGUCGAGACCAAGGCUCUGGUCUCGGUUCCCUCUUCCAGCGCCCCAUCUACGACGCAUGAAGAAAAGGCUAAGCCUCACAACAAAAAUGAGCAAGCCUCUCACCGGCUACCUCCUGAAGAUCCUCCAAAGCAGCAGAGUAAGCCCAGCAAGAAAUCUCAAGAGCCAAGACUCCAAAAGUGCCCUGAAUGCUCGGAGAGCCAUCGACUGACCUGGUGUCCGGCGUUCAAACGGAAAUCUCCUGCCGACAGACAAAGGUUCGCCCGCGAAAAAGGACUCUGCAACAAUUGCCUGUCCAAACACGACCCGGGCACUCCCCGUUGUCCGUCUGACAACACAUGCUGGGUGUGUCAGCAGAGACAUAACACCCUACUCCAUGGCGCCGAAGAAAAGUCCUCGGAGCCAUCAUCUAAGAUCAUGGUCAGUCAGGGUCCCAGCUCAACUGUCCUGCUUGCAACCGUGCAGGUGAGAAUAAAAACCAAAGGCGGUUCUCACAUCGUUAGAGGUAUCCUCGACAGUGCCGCCCAAGGCACGUUCCUCACUUACGAAUGCGCCAAAAGAGUCGGCCUAAAACUAAUUUCUGGCCCUGAUGAGGUCAGUGGGAUCUCUGGAUCGGUUGUGCAGACCUACGGGUACGGUCACGCCACCGUCUUUGGCCUAGGACAGCGUACCAUCUCGAAGAAUCACCGCAUGGUCGUGGUCGACCGCAUCACCAAUCCCACCCCAUCAACCGCCAUCGCCCAGGCAGUUCGGCAGCGAGUUCAAGGGUGGACUCUAGCGGAUCCAUCGUUCGAUGCCGUCGGUCCCGUCGACAUACUCAUAGGCGCGGACCUCUUUCCAUACAUAGUCCAGGGCGCGCCAGUUCCCUUGGGUCCAGGACUACCCGUUGCGAUAGAGACGACCCUCGGAUACGUCCUCAUGGGCCCAACGCCAACCUUCGGCCCCAACCCCAAGGUGCUGCUAUCUUGCCUAUCCACAAAGGAUCAAACUCCAACUCCAAGUCCAACAACCCAACAACUCUAACAACCAGCAACUCGGCUGACAGCCCUACUGAAGAGGCUGGGUUCAUUCCUCAUCUCACUGGGUUUACUCUACCUCGCGCCGAUGCCCGCGCCCCCGCGGCCCGCGGCAACGACUCCAACGCGACCCACACCCAUCACAGUGCCAGCCCCACCCGCACCGGUCGCGGAACCAGACC
Molecule: messenger RNA, 1533 nt
Organism: Bemisia tabaci
Lineage: Eukaryota; Metazoa; Arthropoda; Insecta; Hemiptera; Aleyrodidae
Source: RefSeq, a predicted model, not a curated record